AUGGCUCCAUCCGCCAUCGAAGAGCAACCCCCCAUCGAAAAGGUCCCAAUCAAAGCAUGGAAUCGUCCCGCACCCACCGAGGAGAAGCUUGAUUGGGCUCCAUUGGUGCAAAUUGACCUGUCCCGUUUCGACGAACCGGGCGGAAAGCAAGAGCUCGCAAAGCAACUAUACGAUGCUGUUACAAGAGUCGGUUUCUGGGUUGUAGUUGGCCACGGACUUGGCGAAGAACGUGUCCUGCGUCAAUUCAGUCUUGGUAAUGCGUUUUUCAAAGAGCCACUCGAAGAGAAGCGAAGCUUCCCUUGCAAUUUUGCCGAGGGUGAGUAUUUUGGUUACCGUGAGAACUCGAGGUGGGUUGGAGAUACGGGGGUCAAAGAGAAUAUCGAAAUGCUCAAUAUUCCCAAACCAAUCCCUGCAUGGGACGAUGUUCCGAAACACAGGAUCGUCCGUCAGAAUUAUGAGGAGAUCGCGAGCUUCCAUCGUGAUCUUUUUGACAAUGUUAUCAGGAAGCUGUUUGUCUUGAUGGCUAUUAUUCUUGAAUUGCCGGAAGACUACCUGGUCAAUGCUCAUGCCUAUGACCAGCUUUCUGACGACCACUUGCGAUAUAUGAUCUACAACACCCGGACUCAAGAGGAAUGGGACAAGGCCCAGGGCUACACCAAGGGUGGACAUACCGACUUUGGCAGCUUGACAUUGUUGUUCUCGCAGCAUGUUGCCGGCUUGCAGAUCCGGACUCCAGAAGGAGAAUGGAAAUGGGUGAAGCCCGUUGACGGUGGGAUUACGUGCAAUGUUGCCGAUACCUUAUCCUUCCUUACUAAUGGCUUCCUCAAAUCCACAAUUCAUCGUGUUGUUACACCCCCGAAAGAUCAGCUCGACAUCCCUCGCCUUGGGUUGCUCUAUUUCUGUAGACCUGGGGAUCAUACCAUAAUGAGGACAGUGCCCUCGCCUGUACUCGAACGUCUCGGUAUGCUCACUGAGGAUGACAAAAAUCCUAGCAAACCUGCCCCUACAGGAACUGAAUAUGUUCGUGCUCGGGUGAAGGAUGUGCAUCAUAAGACUGUGAUUGAUCGCCGGGAGAAUACGUCGUUUGAGUUCAAGGGGCUGAAAGUGCAGAAUUACUAUGCUUAG
Molecule: messenger RNA, 1125 nt
Organism: Penicillium lagena
Lineage: Eukaryota; Fungi; Ascomycota; Eurotiomycetes; Eurotiales; Aspergillaceae
Exons: 3
Coding region: 1-1125 (374 amino acids)
Molecular function (GO): dioxygenase activity
Source: RefSeq, a predicted model, not a curated record